Molecule: messenger RNA, 2358 nt
Organism: Echinostoma caproni
Lineage: Eukaryota; Metazoa; Platyhelminthes; Trematoda; Plagiorchiida; Echinostomatidae
Source: the annotation of a GenBank genome assembly
AUGGGCAAAGAUGAGUUGUGCUAUAUCGGGAAUCUUCAAAAUAAGAAACGUUAUGAUCAGCUGCCCUAUGGCCGAGUGAUUAGUGCAACAAACCAGUUUUCAUCCAGCUCACCGAUUGAAGUCAGUGCGGAUUCUGACACGACCGGUCCAGAUGCAACGACAAAACCAACUGAGGCAGUAACAGAACCGACCACAAAACCGACAGAUCCAACUCCAGCUAAGCCAUCACCGGAGCAGAAAAACCCGCCUGCAAUUCCAAGUGCACCGGAAACAGCUGGGGCAGGUCAGCAGAGCCAACCAUCCGGGACUGGUGCACAAAAGAACGGGCAAGCAGAACAUGGUGACCAAGGUGAACCACCAAAUGAAAGAAAAGCUGCUCUCAGCUCUGUGCUUCUAAGAAAGGCCAGGGAUAAUUCCGGAACAGCUGGAUCAAACGACGUAAUUGUGUACUACGUAUUAGCGUUCCGUGCCAGCAAGAUCGUCGCACAAACUGCACAGGAUUGUAAAGAAGUUAAUGCAACAAAUGAAGUUCAGAAGUUGGUUGUAUUGAGCAAUGCCACGGGUUGUCAAUACCGUGUCAAAUCGGAGUCUGUUAAAGCGGUGAAAGUGUUUGUUACUGCGACGAGUGGAACCAAAUGUGUGAAGGUAUCCAGUGAUGGGAAAUCGGAAACCCUAUGUCCAUCAGGUUCAACGAAUCAUUUUACAUCCAGCUCACCGAUUGACGUGAGUGCAGAUUCUGACACGACUGGUUCAGAUGCAACAUCCGCACCUACGACAGCAGCUACGGAAGCACCUGGACCAACAACGAAACCAAAGCCUGAAGAUGAUGAAGAUUCGAAAAAAACGGACCCAUCAGGUGAACACGGAAAGGGUGUGAGUUCAGAAAAGGAAUUGGGAGAGAAGGCUGAUAGGGAAGAAGCUGGUUCGAGCAGUAGCGAUGGAGGUGCAGGACAGUCGAGUGGAAAAGACCAAAGACCAGCUGAAAAAGAAACAUCCGCGGCAAAUUCAGCUGGUGAUCGUGUUCACCUUAUCAGACUGGCCAGAGAAGCUUCUGAAAUCGAAGGACCUGAUGACGUAAUUGUGUAUUACGUAUUGGCACAAGGUCCACAGAGCUGUAAAUACGUUGUCGCAUCGAAUGAAGUACAGAAGGUCACGGUAUUGGGCAGCGACACCGGUUGUCAGUACCGUGUCAAAUCGGAUUCCGGUAAAGCGGUGAAGGUCUACGUUAAUGCAACGAGUGGAACGAAGUGUGUGAAGGUUUCUAGUGAGGGGACGUCCGAGACGCUCGGUCCAUUACUUGCAACAAACCAGUUUUCAUCCAGCUCACCGAUUGAAGUGAGUGCGGAUUCCGACACGACUAAUUCAGAGGCACCAACGGCAACAGUACCCGAUGCAGCAACUGAACGGAACACAACACCUGCAGAUUCACCAUAUCCCAAACCACCAGGGGAUAAUGAACAGAGUGACCAAUCGCGAGAUCCACAAAAACCACCGGCAGGUUGUCAACACAACCAAGCAUCAGGGACUAAUGUACAACCAGACGAACACGUAGAAGUUUCCAUGCAAUAUGCUUUCUAUCAUUGGCUGAGAAUUGUCAAGCGGUUACGGCUUCUACGGACGAAAAGAGCCUUGUUGUCAAAAGCACUAGCACUGGCUGCCAGUACUAUAUCCAUUCGGAUUACGGUGAAGCCUCAACCACAAGAUACACAGAGUUGUAAAGACGUUGUCGCAUCGAAUGAAGUGCAGAAGGUCACCGUAUUGGGCAGUGGCAACGGGUGUCAGUACCGCGUCAAAUCGGAUUCCGGUAAAGCGGUGAAGGUGUACGUUAAUGCAACGAGUGGAGCGAAAUGUGUGAAGGUGUCCAGUGAUGGGAAAUCAGAAACGCUGUGUCCAUCAGGUGUAACAAAUCAGUUCGUGUCCAGCUCACCGAUUGAAGUGAGUGCGAAUUCCGACACAACUACUUCAGAGGCCACAGCGACCGAACAAACCGAAGUACCGCCGGAACCGAUCACACAACCUACAGAACAAACUGGAGGAAAAACUUCGGAAGAUAAAUCGCAGAAAGAUCCAUCGUCCAGACUGCCGGAUUCAGAAUCGCCAGCAGCAGUGGAAGAACCAAGACUACCGUUGAAGAAUGAUGCACGACAAAAUGUCGAAUUAGGAAAUAAUGACAAACAACCCAAGGUAGAAACCGCUGCGCUGAGUCCUGCGCUUUUGAGAAAAGUCAGAGCUCCUUCGGAGACCAAUGGACCUGACGACGUAAUCGUGUACUACGUAUUAGACGGUGUAUCUACGUCGAAUCCUCCAGUAUUGCUCAUUUUUGAGCUUGUUGCUCUUCUUAUCAAUGGCAGUAUAUAG